CUAAUAUUGAAGUAUGAUAGUUAUGGUACAAUAGCUUUAAGUCCUGGUUGCGCACUCCUGCGCUCCCCUACUCUCUCGCUCCUCCCUGCAAGGGGAGAAUUCUAAAGAAAUAGAUAGGAUUUUUUUUUCUUUAAAUUAUUAAUAGUUCCUUAUCUUUAAAUUUAAAUUAGAAGAAGUAGAAAAGGGAUAGAAUAUUUUCCAUAGAGUUCGUGAAUCGAUUUAUUAUUACUUAUAUUUCAUUUUGUGGGCAUUUUCGGUUUCUACUUUCUAGGGUUGUUGAGCGUUUCUGGUCGUUGAAAUUCUAGGUUUCGAAGCAGAAGAGAUCUAUGGCUUUACAAGGGCAGGGAAUCGAUCCUGCUGUUCUUGACGAUAUCAUUAAUCGGCUUCUAGAGGUCCGAUCUGUCAGACCCGGAAAGCAAGUUCAGCUCUCAGAGGCCGAGAUCCGCCAGCUUUGUUCUGCUUCCAGAGAAGUCUUCCUCCUGCAACCCAAUCUCUUAGAGCUUGAAGCCCCGAUAAAGAUAUGUGGUGACAUUCAUGGGCAAUAUGGUGACCUCUUAAGGCUUUUCGAGUAUGGGGGCUUACCUCCCCAAGCCAAUUAUUUAUUCUUAGGCGAUUAUGUGGAUCGUGGGAGACAAAGUUUGGAAACUAUAUGCCUCUUGCUUGCUUAUAAAAUAAAAUACCCUGAAAACUUUUUUCUUUUAAGGGGAAAUCAUGAAUGUGCUUCUAUCAAUCGGAUAUAUGGAUUUUAUGAUGAAUGCAAACGGCGGUUUAAUGUGAGACUUUGGAAAGCCUUCACAGAUUGUUUCAACUGCCUCCCUGUGGCAGCUCUUAUAGAUGACAAGAUAUUAUGCAUGCAUGGUGGCCUGUCCCCUGAUUUGACAAACUUGGAGCAAAUAAAAAACUUAACAAGGCCAACUGAUGUUCCGGAUACUGGUUUGCUUUGUGAUUUACUCUGGUCUGAUCCAGGUAGAGAAGUUAAGGGCUGGGGAAUGAACGACAGAGGAGUUUCAUACACCUUUGGCACUGAUAAAGUGGCAGAAUUCUUAAUGAAGCAUGAUCUAGACCUUGUCUGCCGUGCCCAUCAGGUUGUGGAAGAUGGCUAUGAAUUCUUUGCUGAUAGACAACUUGUUACAAUAUUCUCAGCCCCAAAUUACUGUGGUGAAUUUGAUAAUGCUGGUGCAAUGAUGAGUGUGGAUGAAAGUUUAAUGUGCUCCUUCCAAAUUCUAAAGCCUGCCGAGAGGAAAACAAAAUUCAUUAUGUCUACAAAAAUCUGAUUUCACUUAUGAAGUCUUGGCACUUCCUAGCAUUGGAAAGCUAGUCAUCCUCCUCUGUAACCUUUGGACAAGAUGGUGAAGGUUAAGGAAAUACAAACGUGGUACAUCGGUGUUGCCUCAUCUAACAGGUAUUAUUUCUGUGGAGGUGUUAUUAUAGGGGAGUUUCAAGAAACUGUUGUGUGGCAUGGUCAAAGGUGGGUGGGUAUUUCUUUGCCAGUGCCUUUUCCUUCUGUAUGGAGAACUGUGUUACCCAAGUACACAAGUCUCACGUGGCUAUGGUUGUAUGUUGUGGAUGCCACCAAAAGAUGCUUGUGUCAACUCCCUGAAGCAGUAGUGUCUUUCUAUGAUUGGGCCCAGAAAUAACACUUAUAAAGAAAUCUCAUUUUGCUGGAUCGAAUUCAAGUGACAGUGGCCAUUGGAUCACAAAACCACAUUGGUUGAGCUGCUUUUGCUAUUCCAAUUUCUUCGAGUAACACCGGCAGCAUCUCGAGUGGAUGGUAUCACAAUUAACGGUCAGGAACAUUCAGUUUCAUUAGCUUUUAAAUUAGGUAUUAUUAUUACUUGGCGAAAUCGUUGGCAGAAGUGCAAUAUGCUUGUGGUUUUCCCCUGUUAUGAGUACAUUCUCCAACUUGACAUAGGCUGGUUUUUUUUCUGUUUUUUUGUUUUUUUUUUUGUGACUGCAAUUGCGAUUCUCCACUGCUCUCCAUUGUUGUGCCUUUUUAACCCCCAUCAGCAACCUUCCCUUUUCUUCUCAUACAUACAAUAUUUGUUUGAAUUCAGUUUUCGUUCAUCAUAGUUUGGGGUAGUAGUGAUA
Molecule: messenger RNA, 2088 nt
Organism: Macadamia integrifolia
Lineage: Eukaryota; Viridiplantae; Streptophyta; Magnoliopsida; Proteales; Proteaceae
Product: serine/threonine-protein phosphatase PP1 isozyme 2
Exons: 4
Coding region: 327-1274 (315 amino acids)
Cellular component (GO): nucleus; cytoplasm
Molecular function (GO): protein serine/threonine phosphatase activity
Source: RefSeq, a predicted model, not a curated record